Molecule: messenger RNA, 4083 nt
Organism: Prorocentrum cordatum
Lineage: Eukaryota; Dinophyceae; Prorocentrales; Prorocentraceae
Source: the annotation of a GenBank genome assembly
GAGUUCAUCACCAUCAACGCGAACUCCCUGGGCACGCUGGAGCGGGUCAUGAUGCAGGUGGGCUACUUGGUGCAGACGCCCGCCAUCAUGGCACAGGAGCUGCAGGCCGACGAGCACAGGAUUAACUUGUUCGUCGGGCGCAUGGAAAAGCUGGGCUGGAGGCUUGGCAUCGUGCCGAGCGUCAAACAGGAGGGAGGCUGGAGUGGGGGAGUCUUGGUGGCCACGCGGCGCCGCCAGGGCAUGGACUUCGCGCGGAGAGGUAUCAACAGCUGGGACAUCUCACCGCCAGCCUCGAGGGGAAGACUAGCCGUGGCAAGGCCAGAUGGGGUGUGCAAGGGAGGCCUGCUCUUCGGGCCGGCUUACCUUUGGACCAGCGAGGGCCUCGCGCGCAGGAACGAGCUGAUCCUCACCAAGUGGGCGAGCGUCGUCAACGCCACUGGCUACCAGUGGGUGCUCGGGGGCGACUGCAACAUGGACCCGCGCGUCAUCAGGGACUCGGGGCUGCUCUGCAGGAUGAACGGGAUCAUCGUGCACGACAGGCAGCAGGGCUCUUGUGCGAUGCUCGGGCAGCAGUACGACAGAGACUACUUCGUCGUCUCGAAGAGACUGGUCCUCGGGCCGCUGGAGGCGACGGUGCAGAACGGCUACAACGCGUCGCCGCACUCCCCCGUCGUGCUUCGGCUCGCGAGGCAGCACAGGGACGACCGGAUGGUCUGCGUGCUCCAGAAGCCGCAGCGGUGGCCGCUGGAGUUACCCAUGGGGCGCGCGACGCUCCCAACGCAUUGGCCUCGCCUUCUGCCGAGGCACGGAGGGCACAGCCAGGACGUCAUGGAUGACCACUGGCGGGCGCUGGGCGUGGCCUACGAGGAGCACCUCAACCGCUUCCACAACUUCGAGGGAGAGGAGUUGACGCGGCGGCAGGGGCACUACGAGCAGGCCGUCUACAUGUGGACAUACAUGGAGGCGCCGAGGCACAAGGAGGUGCCCAGGGAGCAGGCCUGGGCAGAGGCAGCCGAGUGGCUGUCACGACGGCUCAGGCAACUGACAAACUUCGUGACGCGCUGGUGGACCAGCGAGACCGACGAGACGAGGCGUCAGGCAAUCCACGUGGCCGACACCAUGCUGGCCCACGAGAUCGUCAUGCCGCUGAUGAGGGCGGCCCCGGAGGUCCUCGCGGCGGCCCCGCCAGGGGGCUCCCUGGGAGGCCUGCAGCCCGCCACCGAAGAGGCAGCUGCCGGGGCCGCUGGAGACGACCCUGCUGGGGGCGCCGCACCGCAGCGGUGCCCUUUUGCAGUUGGCCCGCAGAGUGAAAAGGGCACCGCGUGGGAAGACGAGGCGGCGUCGCUGGUGUCGGAGAACGAGGACACGUCCCUCCCCGACCUCCCCUGCGAGGAGGCGGAAGUGGUACAGAGCCGCCUCGCGGCUGGAGCGCUACCCCGCGGGGGGGAGCAGCCGGGCGCCGAGGAGCAGCUCACCUGGGACACAGUGCAGUGGCCCGCCAUCGUGAACACGGUGGGCAGCAUCGACGUCGACAGGAUGACGGCUCAGGAGCUGCAAUACAUCGACUGCGUCGCGACCCUCCUGGACGUGGCUAGUCGGAGGAGCUGGAGGCUGGUGCAUCGCGCGUCAGCCGCAGGCUGGAGGAGGUGGCUACGUGACCACGGAGCAGCAAGCGCGGGGGCCAUACACAAGUGGACCAAGCCGCACGUGCCGUGGCAGCCGACUGCGCCACCACAGAACGAGAACAUCAGCGAGCACGCGCUCGCACACCCCCAGGAGGCCGCUGACCACUCGCUCGCGGGCUGGGAGGCGAUCUGGGGCGAUGAGUACGACCCGACUGCGCCAUGGUGCCAGCCCCCCACAGCGCUCGAGAGGGAGGAGUACAGGACGCCAUCCAUCACGCCCAAGGAAGUGCUGGACGCCAGUGACAAGUUCCGCGCCAAGACGGGCCUCGGAGAGUCGGGCUGGCAUCCGCGACUCUGGAAGCAGGGAGGCGUCCAAGGGGCAGCGCGCGUGGCAAGCGUGCUCAACGCGGUGGAGGCAGGGUCGCCAUGGCCCGAGCCUCAAUCCACCAUCCUGUUCUACCUGCUCGCGAAGCCCGCAGGAGGCUACAGGAACCUCGGCUUGAUCCCAGAGCUGGCGAGGUUGUGGGAGACCAUCCGGUUCCCUUUCGCCAGGCGCUGGGAGGAGGCGAACAGACGGGCUUAUGACUGGGCUGCCAAGGGCCGCUCAAGCGAGCGGGCGGCCUGGGUCCAGGCGCUCUUCUGCGAGGCGACCGUCGCGGAGGGGCUGGAGUACGCCGUGACGUACUUCGACUUGGUCAAGUGCUUCGAGUACGUGACCCACGAGCUGGUCUGGAAGGCGGGCUCGCGGUGGGGCUUCAACCGCCUCAUCCUGAAGGUCGUCCUCAGGAUCUACGCGAUGGUGAGGCGCAUCGUCCUCGACGGGUGCCACUCGCGUGGGCGGCGCUGGGCCGGGGGCAUUGUGGCAGGAAGCAGGUUCGCACCCCUCUUCCUCAAGAUUGUCCUAUACAUGGAGCUGGACGGGGUCGUCGAGGCCAUCCCCUGGGCGGACGCCUGCCUGUUCUUCGACGACCUGGCGAUGGCGACGCACGGCGUCAGGGAGUUCGUGCAGUACUGGCAUUCCCAGCUUGUGCAGACGCUGAUCAACAUGUUCGAGGUGGUCGUGGACAUGCGGGUCUCCCGGGGCGAGGGGGGCAAGACGGUCACACUGGCUUCGACCUCGGCCUUGAACGCGGAGCUCGGCAAGCGCGUCCGCACCCGCGGCGCGAGGAUGGUGAAGGAAGAGAAGCACCUCGGCGUCGCGACGGCCGCGGGCGGAUGCCGGCGAGCGGGGGCUUUCAGCAAGAGGGCAGUCAACUUCGCCGCCAGACGGGAUCGGAUUGCGAGGGUCCGGCGAGCCGGGGGACCGGCACACAAGGUGAUCAGGCACGCCAAGGAAGGUGCCGUUCUGCUCUACGGCGUCAAUGUCAUGGGUAUGGCCGACGCCAAGCUGGGCGAGCUGCGGCAGAGCGUGGCGACGGCCAUGGCUGGUAAUGCGAAGGGGCGGUCCACGUGCCUGACGCUGCUGGCCGACGACGUAGACCUAGGCAUUCUGGCCAACGCGCCCCCGAUCCUGGCGUGGGCGCAGACCUGGCAAGAAGCAGAGGACGACCCGAGUCUCGUGCCGAGGCUCCAGGCCGCAUGGAAGCGGUGGGCCUUCGAGUGGGCCUUGCGAAGGAGGCUCGGCUGGAUGACCCAGGCGGCGCAUCCGAUUGCCAUCGGCACCAACGUCAUCGACCUGAGGACGAUUCCUCUCCACGGGCUGCAUCGCUACGUCCGCGCCGCCACCGAGCAGGGCCUCGAGGACGCGUGGUUGGCCAAGUGGGGGAGCGAGUUCAACGUGCAUUCGGUCUUCGUUGAGCCUGCGAGGGCGCUCCUGCGGCGGCCAUGCCGCGGGCGCUGGGCGCAGGCGCACCAGGCGCGCGCGAGGGCGCCCUGGUGCGGGGGCACGUGGCCGCAGGCGCGGCUGCAUGCCAAGGGGGCGGCACCCGACGCCAUCUGCAAUGCGUGCAACCAGGGCGAGGGCGCGGACAGACACCGCACCUUCGUCAGCGCGGCGCGGCAGGAGGGGCGUCGGCGCGUGGGUGGCGCCCACGUCGUGCAGCGAGGAGCCAGCCCAUGGCCAGGGUCCGAGCAGCUCUGGGGCCGGGGGCUGGCCAACGACCCCGCGGUGGAGCUCGGUCUGUGGGACAUCGCCGUCGCCGACGCCAUUCGCGUCGAGGGCGACUUCGCGGGUUUCGCCGCGGGCCGAGUGUACUCCGAUGGCAGCCUAUUGUACGGCAAGUACGCUGCCCUACGACGCGGAGGUUGGUCACUCGUGCAGCUGAACGGGGACAUGUCCUUGGAGUGCGCGUGCUGCGGGCCCCUGCCAAGGCCGCAGUGGCAGCAAUCCAUAUUCCUGAGCGAGCUGAUGGCCGUGCUCCGCGUGCUGGAGGUGGCUUGCCCGCCCAUCUUCAUCGUCUCCGACUGCCAGUCGGUCAUCGACGGACGCGUGGGCGCGCUGCUGGGCCUUGAUCGCUGA